This is a messenger RNA of Westerdykella ornata, 1569 nucleotides long. RefSeq names its product glutamate decarboxylase. The transcript has 10 exons. Gene Ontology annotation, molecular function: glutamate decarboxylase activity; pyridoxal phosphate binding. Gene Ontology annotation, cellular component: cytosol. The record is from RefSeq and is a predicted model, not a curated record. The coding region runs from base 1 to 1569 and encodes 522 amino acids. Gene Ontology annotation, biological process: L-glutamate catabolic process. Lineage: Eukaryota; Fungi; Ascomycota; Dothideomycetes; Pleosporales; Sporormiaceae.
AUGGUGCAUCUCAACCGUGUAGCUACAGACAACGAACUCAAUGAGGCCAAGAUCGCGACGGCCGUCGACAAUAUCCAGCUAGGUCCCGACGUCGGGCCUGAUGAGUACACAACGACGGUGUACGGGUCUCGAUAUGCGGCUGUCGAGCUUCCCCGCCAUGAGAUGCCCGAGAAGGAGAUGCCACCUCAGGUAGCAUAUCGAUUGAUCAAGGACGAUUUGACGCUUGACGGGACGCCGACGCUCAAUUUGGCGAGCUUCGUCACGACGUAUAUGGAGGAAGAGGCCGAGAAGCUGAUGGUUGACGCGUUCUCAAAGAACUUUAUUGACUACGAGGAAUACCCCGUGAGCGCCGACAUACAGAACCGCUGUGUAUCCAUGCUUGCGAGGCUCUUCAAUGCUCCUCUCCAUGACGAGAACUCCGCCGUCAUGGGCACCGGCACCAUAGGAAGCUCAGAGGCGAUCAUGCUCGCAGUCCUGGCCAUGAAGAGAAUCUGGAAAGAAAAACGCAAAGCCGAAGGCAAGCCCUACGACAACCCUAACAUCGUCAUGAACUCUGCCGUCCAGGUGUGCUGGGAGAAAGCAGCACGCUACUUUGAAGUAGAGGAGAAGUACGUAUAUUGUACUGACCAGCGUUUCGUGAUCGAUCCCAAGCAGGCGGUGGACCUCAUCGACGAGAACACCAUUGGUAUCUGCGCAAUCCUAGGAACCACUUAUACAGGAGAGUACGAGGAUAUCAAGGGCCUGAAUGACCUCCUCGUGGAGAGGAACAUUGAUUGCCCCAUCCACGUCGAUGCCGCUAGCGGCGGAUUUGUCGCUCCGUUCGUGAACCCAGGACUCGUUUGGGAUUUCCGUCUCCCGAAGGUCGUUUCGAUCAAUGUCUCGGGCCACAAGUAUGGCCUCGCGUAUCCCGGUGUCGGUUGGGUCGUCUGGAGGGAUCCGAAAUACCUGCCCAAGGAACUCAUCUUCAACAUCAACUAUCUCGGCGCCGACCAAGCCUCCUUUACUUUGAACUUCUCGCGAGGCGCGUCGCAAAUCAUCGGGCAAUACUAUCAAAUGAUCCGUCUCGGAAAGCGAGGAUACCGCCGCAUCAUGCUCAACCUCACCCGCACCGCCGACUACCUUGCCGCCAACCUCGAGGCAUUAGGCUUCAUCAUCCUCUCGCAAAGAAGCGGUGCCGGUCUUCCCCUCGUUGCUCUCCGCCUCGACGAAGACCUAGGCAAGCUAUACGACGAAUUCGCUAUCGCCCACCAGCUUCGCGAGCGCGGCUGGGUCGUCCCCGCCUACACCAUGGCGCCGCACUCGGAAAACAUGCGCCUGAUGCGCAUCGUCGUGCGCGAGGACUUCUCCAAGGCGCGCUGCGACGCGCUGAUCUCGGACUUCAAGCUGGCUUUGCAGACGCUGGAUGCCAUGGACGCGAAGAAGCUGAAGGAACAUAGCGAACAUCGACAUGCUAUGCACAUUCAACGGCGCGGAAGCAUCAUUGGGCGGUUGCAGAAGAUGAAGAAUCCGUUUAGCGAUGAGAAGCAUAGUCUGCAGGGGAAGACGGGGAAGACGCAUGCGAUUUGUUAG